GGUAGAUAUUUCAGUCAGCGUACACGCAUUUUGAGCCUACGGAAAAAAGACUACUCCUUUAAGAGCAGAGGGAAGGGCUUAGGAACGUCUUUUUGCAGAAACCAAACUUCAACCACGCAUAAGACUUGUGAAGACUCUCAUCAAUUACUUCAGUGCUUCCAAGAAGAAUUCGGUGGAAGAAACAUAUGCUUCGACUGUUAAAAAAGUAAUUCCAAGAGCAAUCGUCUAAUGUAAAUUGCGCUAAAUGGCUUCCUCCAGUCUUGUCCUGUCUGAAGAGCAGUUCCAGUGUUCCGUCUGUCUUAACAUGUUCACUGAGCCCGUCUCUAUACCAUGUGGACACAACUACUGCAAGGCCUGUAUCAGAAAAUACUGGGAAACCACUGACCUGUGCCUGUGUCCAAUGUGUAAAGAGAUAUUUCACAAAAAACCUGCGCUUCGUGUCAAUACUUUCAUUUCUGAAAUGGUUGCUCAGUUCAAGGCGUUGGCUCCAGUGGAAUACACACCCAUCUCUCCUGGACAAGCCCAAACCACAAACCUGAGAGAAGUGCCAUGUGACGUCUGCCCUAAGGGGGAGUGCAAGGCCUUAAAGUCCUGUCUUGUAUGUCUGGCCUCCUACUGUGAGCCUCACCUGGACCAUCAUCGCAUAGUAAGCUCUUUAAAGAAACACAAGCUUAUUGACCCUGUGCCCAACCUGGAAGAAAGGGUGUGUAAGAAACACGAAAGACCCUUGGAGCUGUUUUGUAGGAACGACCUGAUGUGUGUAUGUCAAUUCUGCACUGAGGCAGACCAUAAGACUCAUGACACAGUCCCUAUGGAGGAAGAGCUUGAAAAGAGGAAGGCUGAGAUGGAGAGGACAAGGCGUAAAGUGCAGAAGAUAAUCCAGGAGAGACAGCAGGAAGUUAAAAAGAUUAUGCAGGCGGUAGAACUCAGCAAGAAAGAUGCAGAGAGAGAGAUGGCAGAUGGUGUACAGGCCUUCACUGCUUUAAUGCUGUCCAUUGAGAAACACCAAGCUGAAGUUCUACAGGUGAUACAGUACAAGCAGAAAGCAGCAGAGAGACAGGCUGAAUGCUUAAUUGAAGAGCUGGAACAUGAAAUCACAGAAUUAAAGGAAAGAAGCACAGAGCUGGAGCAGCUCUCUAACACUGAUGAUCACCUUCUCCUUCGGAGUCCUCCAUCCUUCUGUACCUCCCUUCCAUGCCCCAAGAAGUGGUCUAAGAUCAACAUUCACCACGGUGUGUAUGUAGGGACUUUGAGGAGAGCUGCAUCUCAGCUGGAGGAGACACUCAAUAAAGAGAUGGAAAGGUUUUGUGAUGCUGAGUUGAAGAGAGCACAGCAGUGAGGCAAGACCUCUGAUCCGCUUGUCAUUACUUCUGUCAAGUUUUCACAGAGUUUUAGUUAAAAGGACAUUUACUCACAGGGAACCAAUAAUUAGUGUUUUGAUAUUCUAACUUGAAUACUGAAAUUGUGUGAUGAAGAAUUCUUCUCUGAUGUUCUAAUGCUGAACAAUAAAUAAAUAUAAAGUUUU
This is a messenger RNA of Esox lucius (northern pike), 1525 nucleotides long. Its product is annotated as E3 ubiquitin-protein ligase TRIM47-like. The record is from RefSeq and is a predicted model, not a curated record. NCBI's taxonomy places the organism in Eukaryota, Metazoa, Chordata, Actinopteri, Esociformes, Esocidae. Gene Ontology annotation, molecular function: zinc ion binding. The transcript has 3 exons. The coding region runs from base 245 to 1339 and encodes 364 amino acids.